UCGUCAACAUAAAUGGGCGACAUUUUAACGGACCCUCCAGAUUAGGGAACACCAAAUAAUAAAAGGUAUUAGUUCACAGUCUGCAUUUCAUCUCGUCAGUUAAAUAUCGGUUAUAUAUUUGAAAAGAGUAUUAACAUGGCUAUUUGCAAAUUGUUAAUAAAUCUUGGACUAUUAUUUAUUACUACAGCGAUUUCUGUUGACAAAGAUUCAAACAACGAUUCCGCGAUUAAUUACCGUUUACCAGAUCACGUAGUUCCGAUACAUUACAAUAUUAAGCUAAUACCGUACAUUGUGAAAGAUAAUUUUACUUUUGACGGAGAAUCCAAUAUCAACAUUACAAUUCGACAUGUAACGCAAAAUUUGCAUUUACAUGUAUUGGAAUUGACAAUAAACGAAGCGAUGACAUCAUUGUUUAGUAACAAUGGUAUUAUCCAUACACCGGCAAUGCAUAAUUAUAAUAAUAUAACACAAAUCUUAGUUCUUCACUUUAAUGAUAAACUGUUACCUGGAAAUUAUACAUUGAAGAUGCGAUAUGUUGGUAUUCUACAUAACGACUUUUAUUUCAAGAAAGGCUUUUUUGUAACAUCUUAUAUCAAUGACAAAGGAGAUGAUGUGUGGUUGGCUGCAACGCAUUUCGAACGGACUUAUGCGCGACGAGCGUUUCCAUGUUGGGACGAGCCAGCAUUAAAAGCUACUUUCGAUAUCUCUAUAAAACACCAUCGAAAUUAUACAGUUCUAUCCAAUAUGCCAAUACGGGAAAAAUCGGAGGAUAAUAAAAAUGGCAUGAUAUGGACGCACUUUGACACGACUCCCAUCAUGUCUACCUAUCUCGUAGCAUUUGUAGUGGUCGAUUACGUUCGUGUUCCUACUGAAGAUGAGACCAUUAAUAUAUGGUGUAGAUCGGAAUUGGUGCCGCACACAAAAUUUGUACAAGAAGUUGUUCAAAAAUCUAAAAAGUUAUUGACAGAAUAUACCAACAGCACCUCUAAAGUUCCAAAAAUGGAUCUCGUAGCACUCCCGCAACUUACAAUUGGAGUCGAUGCUAUGGAAAAUUGGGGACUUAUUAUUUUUGUUGAAACAAGUCUUGCAUACAAUGAAAGUUUCGAUACAAUAUUUACUAAACUAAAUGUAGCGAGGACAACAGUACAUGAAAUGGCACAUCAAUGGUUUAGUAAUGUAGUCACUCCAUCAUGGUGGUCUCAUUUAUGGUUAAGUGAGGGUUUGGCGACGUUCUUCGAAAAAUAUAUUCUCAAUCAGAUUUUCAAGGAGUGGCGAAUAAUGGAAUACUUUGUUGUUAAUAUUCAGCAAAUAAUUCUUCGCGGUGAAUUAAUAAGAGUCCAAUUACAUCAGUAAUCAAUAGACCCAAUAAAAUUAAAAUCAGACUUCCAUUCCAUGAGUUAUUACAAGUCACCCUCUAUACUGCGCAUGUUACAACAUAUACUUACCGAUGA
Molecule: messenger RNA, 1451 nt
Organism: Camponotus floridanus (Florida carpenter ant)
Lineage: Eukaryota; Metazoa; Arthropoda; Insecta; Hymenoptera; Formicidae
Product: aminopeptidase M1
Exons: 6
Coding region: 136-1353 (405 amino acids)
Biological process (GO): proteolysis; peptide catabolic process
Cellular component (GO): cytoplasm
Molecular function (GO): zinc ion binding; metalloaminopeptidase activity; peptide binding
Source: RefSeq, a predicted model, not a curated record